UCGUACGAAAUCUUUGACGGAAACUGUUGAUACGGAGUCUACUAAUGAACCACUGAUAGCGGACCGAUGGACAAACAACAUCACGUACCGCCAACUGGUGAUGUCAUCUUGCAUAGGCAUCGUACAACUGUGGUGGCACCCGUACGUGCAUGAUUUCCGAAGGCAUCUGCCUUUCCUGUUUCUGUACAACGUGUUUAGUGUUUUCUUCGUCUACCCUACAUUUUAUUUGGAGUUGGCUUUAGGGGUGGUUACGAAAAAGGGCGUGCUGAAUUGUUGGGAUAUGGCACCCAUGGCUAGAGGUGUUGGUCUAGCAAUGAUAGUUUCGUGCGCAUUCCUGGCAUUAUCGCUGGGAACCGUGAGUGCCUGGUGCCUCUCAAUGGUGGUGCACUGCUUCCACUCCUUCCUGCCGUGGCUGCACUGCGCCGCGGCGGCGAACCCGCCCUGUGCGGCGAGGCACCGGCCCUUGACAAACGGCAGCGAAACACCUCCGCAAUCCUUCUUUUUCAACUUCGUGCUGAAUCUCAAACGGGACGGUUUAAGUGGUGGGUUGGGUAAUGUGGUGCCCGAUCUGACGGUGUAUUACGUUAUAUCCUGGGCAUUGGUGUAUUUCAUCGCUUGCAAACGGAUAUAUAGCUAUUCAAAGUUGGUGCUAUUUAAAGACGUGUUGGCGUUUUGCGUGUUGGUGUCUAGUGCUUUCGGCGUGACACGUUUACAAGGCGCAUCUGGAAUAUUCUACGAGUGCGAUUGGAGUGUUUUGUUUGAGGGUAUACAGAUAUGGCGCGAAGCUCUAGAAUACGCGGUGAUACAAAUGGCGGCGUCACAAGGUACACUGAUAAUGCUCGGGUCAUACUGUCCGAAGCAGAAGCAGGUGCUCGCGAAUACAUCAAUGUUCGCGUUCGCCGUGUCUAAAAUCAGCAGCACCGCAAGCGCUCUUAUACUGGGAGCGGCGCACGGAGCUUUGUAUAAGGACUACGAAAAUAGCACUAACAUUUGGAAGGGAUCGUCGUCAUCAAUGGUACUGUGGGCAGAUUACGCAGCAAGGAUACCUGGCAGUCAAGUUUGGUCUGCACUCAUAUUUUUUACACUUUUCGUGCUUUCUGUUUCUUCCACGGCUUUGCUUGUACAAACGAUCAUGUCAACAUUCACCGGUCGUUCAAUACGGAAAAUAGUUUGGGCGUUUCUCGUACUGAUCUGUGUGCUAUUCUGUUUUAUUGGUAUCAUGACUUUGUGCACACAGGGUGGUAUGUACAUUCUGAACUUCCUCAUGACUUGGCCAGUCUCCAAGACCAGAAGUCCCAUAGCGGCGGCAGAAGCCAUUGUCGUCACCUACCUAUACGGGCAGACUACUUUCUGUGAAGACGUCUACUUCGCAGUGGGGGAAUACCCCUGCAUGUUCCUGAGGAUCUGCUGGGCCUUAACACCUGUUGUGCUUUUGCUGACUUUUCUCUCUGGAAUGGCGUCUUGGGCACAGACUGAAGAUAUUGCCGGCUGGGCAUUAGUAAUGCUAGUUUUGCUGCCGAUGGCUUUAUUUUCGCUUCUCUACCUGAUCUUCAAAUUCAGAGUGCGGAAUAUCGUGGGGACGGAGAAAUAAUUCUAC
Pararge aegeria (speckled wood butterfly) is the source of this 1597-nucleotide messenger RNA. Its product is annotated as sodium-dependent serotonin transporter-like. The coding region runs from base 101 to 1591 and encodes 496 amino acids. The transcript has 11 exons. NCBI's taxonomy places the organism in Eukaryota, Metazoa, Arthropoda, Insecta, Lepidoptera, Nymphalidae. The record is from RefSeq and is a predicted model, not a curated record. Gene Ontology annotation, biological process: sodium ion transmembrane transport. Gene Ontology annotation, cellular component: membrane.